CCCUACAUGUUGUAUAUUAGUAUAUUCCUGCGAACUUCCUGAAAUAAGCCAGGCUGUUUACUCGCGCCGUGCGGAGGAGACGCAUCAGACGGAGGUAUGCAGACACACACCACCGUCACGUUAGCGCGGUCCUCCGCCUUCAUCUGACCGCCUUCGCCGACGAUCUUGGCCCUGGAGUCUCCUCUGAGAUGUACUGUAUGCUUGCUGAAAUGAAGAGAUGCCAUCCAGUGCUGUAGUGAAAGUUUAAACUUCCGCUGGUGAUCUGUUUAAUCAGCAGAAUACAACAUGGGAUACUCCAAGGUGGUGGCUAACCAUGCCUUUGUGGUGUUUGGCAUUGCUGUGGCCAUGCUGGUCACCUGUGCUGUGGUCAGCUUCACCGUCCACCAACUGCCCAACUUCUCCGACCCAAUUGCAGGGUUCGAGCCACGAGGAACUGUGCUUGGUGACCGGCUGUUCAGCUGGGACAACCUGAACGAUGCCACCUGCAGCUUCUCCGGCUGCAUGCUGCACAAUAUUCCUCUCAAGUUCGCCCACGAACAACAACCCAAGGAUGACAGCCACGAGGAUGAUGAUGAUGAAGAUCCAAGGGCAACUGACCAGGACCGCCUGCCGGUGGUGGAACUUGAACUUGUCCACCAUUCCUUUGACCACUCGGGGAAUGGCCUGUGGGAUUCCCUGCCGCCCAAUCUCUACCAGACAACGGGCAUGGAUCUGUUCGAUGACUGGUAUGAUGAUGACGAUGACUAUGAUGAUGAGGGGGACUACAGGGUGGUACGGCCAGGUGUGGUAGAAGACAUGCAAGGAGAAGGCAGGCCUUACCCCGGGCGGGUGGAAAACAUUGGGUUCACGGCAUCAUCUGCCACAGCUGCACCUCCGUCACCCGAGCAGCCAACGGAGUGGAGCUCCAACAACGGGACGCUGGUGCUGGACUCUCCUGGUCAGGACUUUGUUGACAUCACCGCCUCACCGAGCGCCGCCUCGCCUGCCACUGCUGUAGAGACCAGGGUGGUCAGCCCCGUCGGUCAGAAGUGGACGUCCACACCGCUCACGCACAGGCCCAGACAGAAGAGGACCAUUGGCCUCUGUCAUCUCAAUCCCAGACCUCUCCAAGUCACCUUCCCAUGUAACAACCCAAGUAGGCAGUAUGCCCGAAUGGUUUUUGAGUCUGCGGGGAACUUCCAAGAUGAGUUUAACCUCUUCACGCUGCCAGCCAUCCUUUCCAUGUGCCACCAGGAGCAGGCCCUAGUCCGCGACCACGCCCAGUUCCCCAGCCUCUGCGUCUCAUCCUCCUGUGACGACUGCUGUCCCAGCUGGUCCCUGGGGAACUACAUCGCGCUCCUCCAGAACCGACAGUCCUGCAGCGCCAUCACAAAGGGGGACGUCAGGGCCGUCCUGGGCAGGUUAAAGCAUUGCGUCGGCUUUUAUCACAACAACAGCCUGAAGCAGGACUGUUGGAAGGCAGGGGAGCCGUACCAGGACAGAUGUCCACGGGUGCCGGCACAGUGUGUGGAGUACAAUGCAGUACACUCCAUCUUGCAUUACCUGGUAGACAAAGACUUCCUCAGCCCAGAUCAACCCAGUGUCGACAUCCUUCGCUAUGCCAUGGUGUUCGUUCCUGUCGCUAGUGGCCAGGCAAUGAUGGACAUAUAUCAGGACAAGUUUGACCAGAAGACCAUUUCGGAUGGUGUAACAAGAGUUGUCGGCAUAGACUUUGGAAUCAAGUACACAAUGUUUGAGCAUUACCUGCGAAUGGAUACCGUGUAUCCCUGCAUAGCCAUGGCCAUUGUGAUCAUCAUUAUCCGUCUGUACACAGGCUCUGCCUUUAUCACUUUUAUGACCGUUUUCACGAUUGUCAGUUCACUCGUUGUGUCAUAUUUCUUCUACACCCUCGUGUUCCAGUUUCCAUUCUUCCCUUUCAUGAACCUCACCACUGUCAUCCUGUUGGUGGGAAUCGGAGCAGACGACGUGUUUGUGUACUGUGACAUUUGGCAGCACAGCAAGCAGGAGAGACCAGGCUCAUCCCUAGUGGACAUAGUCUCAGACACCCUCGGACAUGCAGCGUUAUCCAUGUUCGUGACCAGUUUCACCACUGCAGCCACCUUUUACGCCAACUUUGUCAGUAAGAUAACAGCCAUUCGCUGCUUUGGUGUCUACGCAGGCACGGCUAUCCUGGCCAACUUCAUCCUCAUGAUCACCCUCAUCCCAUCCACUGUCGUCAUCUACGAAAAGUACGUCGCCAACAUCUGCACCUUCAAGAAGAAAAGCAACGUCUACUCCCUCAAGAAGACCUGCGUGGAGAUCUUCUGUGACCUUGGCAGGAAGGUCGAGUACGAGCUCUCGGAGAUGUCCAGGAUAUUCUUUGACAAGCUCCUCCCCUGCAUCGUGAUCAAGUACCGGUACGUGUGGCUGGUGUGGUUUGUAGGGAUGAUGGUCGGAGGUUUCUGCAUCCUGUUUGUGAGCCCUGGACUCCACCUUCCUAGCCAGAAGGACUUCCAGGUCUUCAGCAGAUCCCACCCGUUUGAACAGUACGACAUGGUCCACAGGGAGCAGUUCUGGUUCGAGAAGGCACAAGACAACGAGUAUGCCUACCUCCCCAUCACCAUGAUCUGGGGUAUCGUACCAAAGGAUAAUGGAAAUCACCUGAACCCAGACAGCCGAGGUAAAGUCCUCUUUGACGACACGUUUGACGUCACAAGUCCUGCAUCACAGGAGUGGCUAAAGGGAUUCUGCCUCCGUCUCAGAAACCAGUCCUUCUAUCAGCCAACCCCAGGGCCACAGCUUACCAACUGCUUCAUUGAGCUGUUCCAACAGUGGAUGGACCGUGAGUGUGUGGACGAGCUGACAAGAGAGGACUUCCACCCCUGCUGUAACAAGCACACCUUUCCAUAUCCCACAGACGUGUUCAAGCACUGCAUCAAAGUGGCCACCAUGGAACUAGACAACAUGCCCAGGUUUAGGUUCUACAGGGAAACACCCGGGCCCAGGUUUGACGAGAACGACAAGAUCAGGGGUCUCAUCAUUGAGUUUGACAGCAAGUACAAGUUCACCCUUGCGUUCGAUACCAUGGACAAGUUUUACCAUGAGGUUGAAACAUGGAUGCAAGUUGAGAUGAAGAAUGCGCCUGCAACAAUGUCACAUGGAUGGUUCGUCAGCUACUUUGACCACUAUGCGCUGCAGGAUAACCUGGCCACUGGGACCCUGAUAGCAUUGGGCCUGUCUGUGGCAAUUGCAUUAGCCGUCAUGUUCGUCACCACACUCAAUGUACUCAUCAGCCUCUAUGCCAUACUAUCCAUUGUUGGAACAAUCGUCGUGACCGUUGGAUCACUGGUGUUGCUGAACUGGGAGCUGAACAUCCUGGAGUCAGUCAUCAUGUCAGUUGCAGUAGGGCUGUCUGUGGACUUUUCUGUGCACUAUGGCGUCGCUUAUCGCCUGGCGCCAGAAAAGGACAGGGAAUCUCGCGUCAUCUUUUCCCUCUCCAGAAUGGGUUCGGCCAUCACUAUGGCAGCCUUGACCACCUUUGUUGCCGGCGCUCUGAUGAUGCCGUCAACGGUUUUGUCGUACGUCCAGCUGGGAACCUUCCUCAUGCUGGUCAUGACCAUCAGCUGGGGCUACGCGACCUUUUUCUUCCAGAGCCUGUGUCGCAUGCUGGGCCCAGAGGGAAACUGUUGCCACAUCUCCAUCCCAGCCUGCCAUCUGCCAUGUGACGGGAUGCAGGUAGUCACGUCAGACUCUUCUCAACAACCGGCUGUAACAUACGAAAUGGAGCCGUUGACGUCACGAAAAGUCUCCCGAUAUAGACAGAGCGGAGACACGCCCCAUGUCUCCAUCACCACGGUGAACGGCAGUUUGCUCCUGCCACCAAAAGGCCGGGCGCCCUCCAAGCUUCCCGACCAGUUGACGACUAUUAGUGUACGUCAAAACAGGGGCCAGCAUAAAGAUAAGGACUUAAACACCAUCGCUGCCCGGCAGAAUGGACAAAGCAGUCAGCUUCGUCUCAAGUUGAAUGACGAAAGUGAAGUGGAAAGCCAGGAUACAGUGCCAAAUCACAGAUCCAAUGCCCCUGACAUCUGGGUGCCCAGGGAAGGGGACAGUAGUUCUCAGGAGGUCAGCAGAUGACAGGUGUGAUUACAAGCAGGGUGAAGAAUUUUGGAACUCGCAGCUACAAUGUAUAUAUUAGAGAAAAACAUCUGUCGAGAUUUAGUUCCAUGUCUGUGACCGUGAGACACUAAAGGAUAAUAAUCGUUUAGAAUGUUUUCUUUUAGCAACAGCUUUCAGCUACUAGCCAGUAUUCCUUUUAUCCUAAAGAGAAUAUGAGCAAUACUCCUCCAUACUGGAGCGUUUAUGUGGAAAACAAGACUGUGAUUUUAAGUGUUAAAAUUGUACAGAAGUGCAUAUUGCAUCAGUAAGGUACAUUUGUACAUGUACAUUGUACAUUUCCUUUCUCUACACCAUCCCAAAGUGCCGUCGUCUGUACCUGUUGCCUGCGAUAUUAGGAUUGAAAUAAGCUUGAAACGUGUGAAGUCAUUCUUGUCAUCUGUAGUGUUAGCAAUAAGUAAACCUAAAUCAAGGCACUGCAGUGGAAAAGCUAGGAUCAAAUGAUUCUAGUAUAUCAUGGUGGCAAUAGAUUCUAAUUGGACCUCAGCUGUACCUGUUUUUGAAAUACUUUGAAUGGAAGUGUUUUGACACUGAUGCAAAGUUUACAUUAAUAGAAUUAGACUGGUAUUUUUACAGGAAUUCACUUGUAGCAGGAUCGUAUAGUACAUUCCUUUGGGAAUUAUUUUAUUGGAUCAGCAAUUUCAAAAAUUAUAGUGAUAAUAAUGCCAACGGGAAAAUGUGUUUAGAGAUCCGUUUCAUACUCUUCUUAUCAUCUCAUCUUUCUCUUGAAGUACAGUAAAUGAACUGUGCAGAUUUUAAUAACCUAAAAUUUACUCUUUUGGACUUAUAAGUGUUGUGUUCUGUGCUUUCCUACUUAUCUUGCCAUUACAUGUAUGUCUGUACAUGAAGUGGAAAUGUUUCACCCUGUAUUGUCAGUGGUCUGGUCCUGCAGUUGUAUGGCAUUUAUUUUGUAUGUUCCUGUAGCUUUGUGAGUCCUGUGAUAUAUGCAGUACUGUGUAGAUUGAUCAAGGACUUAGAGUCAUAGUUUUAUAUGAAAUGUUCACAAUCAUGUAUUUGUAAAAAUCAUGGUAACAGUGUUGCUACCACUACCGGUACUGGCCUACAUACCGGUAGUUUUUUUUUCCUGUAAACUAGGUUUGUAUUGAUGAAUAUUGAUGAUUUUCUAACAUGUUCAUGUUCUUGUUCUCAAUCUUCUUUGCCCUGCAGAGUUGGUGCUAAGAAGCCUACUGAAUUUAAUCCUUCAAUUUUGGCAAUAAGGAGAACUAAACAAAAUAUAUUAUGUAUGGUAUAAAGCAUUUGUGCAAAUUCUAUCCACAAGUCAAUUUUCUUAAUAGAAAAAUAAGAAUUUUAAAGUGAACUUGUAUGGCAUCAACUCGCUUGUCUUGUAUAAAGAUUAUCAUGAAUUGAAUAAUCUGUGUUAAGGAAGCUGUAUAGAUCCUAAUAGUAUCGACUAAUGAUGUCUCCUGUGGAAAUAUUUAUAAAUAUGAUGUACAAAUGUAAGUACAUUAUUGUUUGAUAUGUACUGUAUAUUUUACUACCUCAGAUGCCUAUAUUUUGUGCUGGUGAUGGUGUGAUGCUCUGCAAAAGCAGCUUUACUACAUUGUAUCUACAGACAAUGGUGAACUAAUGCUGUGUCUCAAAUAAGUUAUAUAUAGUGGAGUGGGGGAAAACAGUUGUAUCUUAUGUAUCUUUAAGUUAUCCUUAACUUCUAAAUGUAUGUUCUCAGUUGUGUUGCAAGAGAUUUUACAUCAGAACUUUCCCCAACAACAGCAAUUGUUCAGGACAAAUAAAACUUUCAUUAUUCUACAUAUUGAAACAAUUGUCUUUCCGAAUACUUAAACAUAAUACAACAUACGUUAGACAGUUGUACAUCUUGACAGAUUUUAAUACAUUUAUAAGUAUGAUACACUGGAAAAUUUGUAAACCUCGUAUAAUACAGAUUUUGGUACCUUGCACUUUAUCAUUGUAAUGUCACCUUAUGAUUGUACAUGUGUACUGGUAAAAUUGUAAACAAUUUCUCGGCAAUUUCACUGUAUUUAUGGUUGCAUUAUUGUAUGCUACUUACAAUGUAGUACCAGGUCCCAGUGUAUUAGUUGCAACUAAGGAAUUGCACAAUCUUUCAACAGCAGCUCUACAAAACUUUACUAUCGUGGUAAAAAUACGUUAUUCAACGUCAUGUACAUCUGGUACUAGUACUGUGCUCAUAUACUUUCUAUGACCAAAUAUAUCAUUUUCACAUAGA
Messenger RNA from Branchiostoma floridae (Florida lancelet), 6358 nucleotides. RefSeq names its product protein dispatched homolog 1-like. The coding region runs from base 286 to 4116 and encodes 1276 amino acids. The transcript is spliced from 7 exons. The record is from RefSeq and is a predicted model, not a curated record. Gene Ontology annotation, cellular component: membrane. Lineage: Eukaryota; Metazoa; Chordata; Leptocardii; Amphioxiformes; Branchiostomatidae.